AAUGAUGGCUGGAAGCUUAAACUAGAUGAGGGAGGAGCUUGUUAGCCUGGCAUGCAGAGCACUUCAGCACCUCUGGACCGUUUUCAUUUGGGAAAUUGCUUUGGUGGUUUUCACUUCUUUCUAUUCAAUGGACCAAAUAGCACAGACCACCAAUAUAUUCACCACAUUGCAUGAUGAACUAAUUUAGUCAAAAUAAUUGUUCUACAGGGACACAGGAAUCCAACCUCAGUUCAGAAAAUCCCUGCCAUCUGACGUAGGAGGAUUUAUAGGUUUAGUGGAAAUUGCUUUCUCCUGCUCGCCAGAUUACAUACUGCUGGUUGAUUUUUUUUUCUUUUUUGCAUGAGUAAACGUCCUUCUAAUAAGGAACAGACCAAUAAUGUCUUAGGAGAGAAAAAAAAGAGCAUCCAUUUCCUUUCUGCGGUUUCUUGAGAGUGCUGUUUGGAUUGGGAAAUCCACACGGGCUGUACAGAAUAUGAAAUUUGGUGUCUUCCUUUUGUGGUGCGGAUGGGUAUUGGUCGCUGAGAGCCGAAUGCCCUGGCCAGGAAGAGAAGCUCAGGAGAUGGGUAAGAAAGGCAGACCUCAAAGACAGAGACGAGAAGCCCAUGAAGAUGCCCACAAGCAAGUCAGUCCAAUUCUGAAACGGAGCCCUGACAUCACCAAGUCACCUCUGACCAAGUCAGAGCAGCUGUUGAGGAUUGACGACCAUGACUUCAGCAUGAGGCCUGGCUUCGGAGGCCCAGCCAUUCCUGUUGGUGUGGAUGUACAGGUGGAGAGCUUGGACAGCAUCUCAGAGGUGGACAUGGACUUCACGAUGACCCUCUACCUGAGGCACUACUGGAAGGAUGAGCGGCUGUCUUUUCCGAGCACCAACAACCUCAGCAUGACAUUUGAUGGGAGGCUGGUGAAGAAGAUCUGGGUCCCUGACAUGUUUUUUGUGCAUUCCAAGCGCUCCUUCAUUCACGACACCACCACAGACAACGUCAUGCUGCGGGUCCAGCCCGAUGGGAAAGUUCUGUACAGCCUCAGGGUAACUGUGACUGCAAUGUGCAACAUGGACUUCAGCCGCUUUCCCCUGGACACACAAACGUGCUCACUGGAGAUCGAAAGCUAUGCCUACACAGAAGACGACCUCAUGCUCUACUGGAAAAAAGGCAAUGACUCCUUAAAGACAGAUGAGCGGAUCUCACUCUCUCAGUUCCUCAUUCAAGAAUUUCACACCACCACCAAACUAGCAUUCUAUAGCAGCACAGGUUGGUACAACCGUCUGUACAUCAAUUUCACAUUGCGCCGCCACAUCUUCUUCUUCUUGCUCCAAACCUAUUUUCCUGCCACCCUGAUGGUCAUGCUUUCCUGGGUGUCCUUCUGGAUCGACCGCAGAGCUGUGCCAGCCAGAGUCCCCUUAGGCAUCACAACGGUGCUGACCAUGUCCACCAUCAUCACAGGAGUGAAUGCCUCCAUGCCCCGUGUGUCCUACAUCAAGGCCGUGGACAUCUACCUGUGGGUCAGCUUUGUGUUUGUGUUCCUCUCAGUGCUAGAAUAUGCAGCUGUCAACUACUUGACCACCGUGCAGGAGCGGAAGGAACGGAAGCUGCGGGAGAAGCUCCCCUGCACCUGUGGGCUACCACAGGCCCGUGCAGUGAUGCUGGACGGCAGCUACAGCGAUGGCGAGGUGAAUGACCUGGGAAGCUACAUGCCUGAGAAUGGAGAGAAGCCUGACCGGAUGAUGGUGCAGCUGACCCUGGCCUCAGAGAGAAGCUCCCCACAGAGGAAAAGCUCAAGAAACAGCUACGUGAGCAUGAGGAUCAACACCCAUGCCAUUGAUAAAUACUCCAGGAUCAUUUUUCCAGCGGCGUACAUUUUAUUCAAUUUAAUAUACUGGUCUGUUUUCUCAUAGAUGCCUGUAAUUCUGAAGUCUCAUAUUCUUCCUGGUAUGUACCAGAGAAAUUACCUGUAGGAUGAGGAAAAAAAAUGGUUUUAAAAAAAUAACCCUAUACCCUCCUGUAUUUUUAUUAUCUCUUGUCUAGGUUUCCAAAGUGGCACUGACAAGACAC
Dipodomys ordii (Ord's kangaroo rat) is the source of this 2051-nucleotide messenger RNA. It is a transcript of the gene Gabrr1, whose product is annotated as gamma-aminobutyric acid (GABA) A receptor, rho 1. Gene Ontology annotation, biological process: chemical synaptic transmission; signal transduction; nervous system process. Gene Ontology annotation, cellular component: GABA-A receptor complex; synapse; membrane. Lineage: Eukaryota; Metazoa; Chordata; Mammalia; Rodentia; Heteromyidae. The transcript has 10 exons. Gene Ontology annotation, molecular function: extracellular ligand-gated monoatomic ion channel activity; neurotransmitter receptor activity; GABA-A receptor activity. The record is from RefSeq and is a predicted model, not a curated record. The coding region runs from base 473 to 1894 and encodes 473 amino acids.